Molecule: messenger RNA, 1272 nt
Organism: Ricinus communis (castor bean)
Lineage: Eukaryota; Viridiplantae; Streptophyta; Magnoliopsida; Malpighiales; Euphorbiaceae
Exons: 5
Coding region: 1-1272 (423 amino acids)
Molecular function (GO): RNA-DNA hybrid ribonuclease activity; nucleic acid binding
Source: RefSeq, a predicted model, not a curated record
AUGAUAUGGGGUACAAGAAAGUUGAGGCAUUAUUUCCAAUCUUAUAGGGUGCAUGAAAUUUCAAAAAUAAAGCCGCUAAAAUAUUUGUUUGAAGCUCCAUCUCUUAUGGGAAAGCUAGCUAGAUGGGUGGUACUCCUGAUAGAGUUUAACAUUGAGUACGCCACCAAGAAGAUGGUUAAGGGUAGGGCCGUAGUGGAGUUUUUAGCUCAUAACGCGAUUGAAGAAGAUGACCCUUGGGAUUUAAAGUUCCAUGAUGUCAGGGCAUUUGAGAUUCAAAGAUGGAAGAUGUACUCCGAUGGAGCUGUAAAUGCAAGAGGUGCAGGGUUAGGAGUAGUUCUGAUCACGCUAGAAGGAGAAAUGUUGCUAAUGGUUAAGAAAUUAGACUUUAGAGUGACUAAUAACAUGUCGGAGUACGAAGCAUGUUUAUUUGGAUUAGAAGUAGUUGUGGUAGCAGGAGCUAAGGAGUUGAUGGUCUAUGGGGACUCCAUACUGAUAAUCCAACAAGCCCUCAAGGAAUGGAAAGUAAAAGAAAAGAGGUUGAAGUCGUAUGUCAACUAUCUCAGGACUUUAGUUUCUAUGAAGCCUUUAGUGAUUGUAAAAUCAGGUGCGCCUUGUUAUCAAGGGGAUUGGGUAAUGCAACUUAAGAUGGGACCGAGAAAGAAGCCAUGGUUCUAUGAUCUGAAGAGGUUUAUAGAAAAUAGAGAGUAUCUAGAGGAAGCAACUACCAGAGAAAUAUGUGCAUUAUGGAUUCAAGCCAGGAAUUACAUCAGCCAUGAAAGAGUCCUAUAUAAAAGGAUGGCGUCGAGUGUGCAACUCCAAUGUGUGACUAAAAUAGAAGCUCAAGUAGUGAUGGGAGAAAUGCAAAAAGGAUUGUAUAGUGACUUGAGUCACAUACCUCCGACCGAGUUCUACAACUUAACAUUUUCUUGGCCCUUUGCAGCUUGGGGAAUCGACAUCGUUGAAGCCGAGUCAUUUACUACUAUAGGGGCAAUGCAGAUGGCUAGGUUUAUAAAAAGAAAUUUGAUCUACAGGUAUGAGGUCCCACAUUAUAUUGUGACGGAUAAUGCGACCUCAAGCGAAUGGAGCGGUAGAAGCAACCAACAAAAACUUGAAGAAAAUACUCUCGAAGAUGGAUAUCGAACAACUGAGCGAACAUCGACUGGGCAAACAAUAUACUCUAUGGUUUACGAGACUAACUCAGUUUUACCAAUUGAGUUAGAGUUGAAGUCUUUGCGAGUUGUAUUAGAGGCCGAUAUACUGGAGUAUCAAUAG